UGUAUCGUAUUAAACAGGGUUUUGGUGUAUAAUUCUCCCAGAAGGAUGAACUCCAAGAAACCUUCAAUCCGCGCAGCGGGGCAGCGCUCCAUUCCUUCAACUUUCCUCUUCCGCCCUUCUAUUCGGUCAAAUGGGAGCAAUAAAGAUGUAGAAAUCAAAAAUCCCAGUGAGAAGUGUCCAAAAAUUUCUCUCUCGGACUUCCUCAACAAAAAAUUGCACAAAAGUUCUGUUCUUUCCGGUUCAGUUCAGAGGAAGGAGAAGCAAUUUCUGUCGCCAGUGGGCAGCAAGGACGCUAUAAGAUUCCCUAAAGAAAAUGGAAAUAGCAAGGAAAAAGAUUGUGCUCUUGAUGUUAUACUUGAAAAGCUUAAGCCAUCUGAUAAAGGGGAAGAACAUGGUGAUAGAGGUAGUGGUUGUGAUGAUGAAGCUGUGAUUUCUAGCACAGAAGAUACGGAAGUAUCAAGGAAGAGAAGAAAUGUGUUUGAAGGUAAUGAUGACGGGCAAUCUGCUCGAAAGGUUCUUGUAGUCUUGGGAGGGGAUUCAAAGAAUAAGCAAAGCAGAAAAGGGAAGAGUCAUGCCACUGUUGAGAAACCAGCUAACUACUUCAAUCAUUAUGCAAAUGGAGGUGGGUGGUGGGAUUAUGGGAAGGAAGGGGUUGACAAUGAAGAAGUGGGAUGCAAUGAAAUGUGGGAAGGAAGGGGAUGUACCACCUUAGGUGGACUUGAUUGGCAUUGAUUUACAUUUGGUCUUAGAUAAACUGCAUAUGAUACCUAUUGUAAGAUAAUUUGACUAAAGUGGUGUCAUUAAAGCAUGGUUUGAACUUGAAAUGUGGUAGAUUUCCACCUGAACUUUCUUGUAUAAUAUUAUCAGAUGAUU
This is a messenger RNA of Ipomoea nil (Japanese morning glory), 873 nucleotides long. RefSeq lists its product as uncharacterized. The transcript is spliced from 5 exons. Bases 46 to 732 code for a protein of 228 amino acids. NCBI's taxonomy places the organism in Eukaryota, Viridiplantae, Streptophyta, Magnoliopsida, Solanales, Convolvulaceae. The record is from RefSeq and is a predicted model, not a curated record.